This is a messenger RNA of Drosophila sechellia, 890 nucleotides long. RefSeq names its product ubiquitin-conjugating enzyme E2 4. The coding region runs from base 185 to 805 and encodes 206 amino acids. Lineage: Eukaryota; Metazoa; Arthropoda; Insecta; Diptera; Drosophilidae. The record is from RefSeq and is a predicted model, not a curated record. The transcript is spliced from 2 exons.
UGGUAAGUUAGAGUAGGCGGUAGUUUUAUACAUAUUUGUAUUAAAUUUCAAUGAAAAAGGAGCAAAAUUCUGGAUUGAUUUUAUCUGCAUAGUUUUGAAGGUACCUCUGUGUAGCAGACGAGUGCACUCAAAAUACCAGUAGAUCCGAUUCAGUGGCGGCACAGGACAGAACGCCAGAAUACAGAUGGCCGAGCAAUUGCUGGUGAACACGACGUUGCCGAUGGCGGGGCGCCGCCUGGACCGGGAUGUUAACCGGCUGAUGGCGUCGGGCUACCGCACCACCGUGGACGACGACAUGACCAACCUGAAUGUUUGCCUCGAGGGGCCACUGGGCAGUGCCUACGAGGGUGGCAUUUGGACGGUAAAUGUGACCAUGCCGCAGGACUAUCCGCUGACGGCGCCGCGCGUUCGCUUUGUCACCAAGAUCCUGCACCCAAACAUCGAAUUCAUCACGGGCCUGGUCUGCAUGAAUGUCCUUAAGCAGGCUUGGUCAUCCAGCUAUGACCUGGUCAACAUAUUCGAAACGUUUCUGCCCCAGCUGCUGCGUCACCCGAAUCCGCACGACUCACUGAAUCACCAGGCCGCCGCCAUCAUGAAACACUCGGAAAAACUCUUCCGCGAGCACGUUAUCCUUUGCAUGAAGACGUACGCCAUGCCCGUCAACCUUCCGACGCGACAUCUGGUGGAGGAGGGCCUCGAGAAACGCUCCUCGGAUCUCAGUCUAUCCGACCUGCUGACGGACUCGGAUGAUGACGAUGUUGGAAACAGGAACAACGAUCACAUUGCCCUGCCAGGAUCAAGCUAGCCAUUGAGUAUUCGGGAGGUCUUUUUUGUGUCUGUGUAUGAUAAAAGAUUGUAUAAGGACAAAUAUAUCGAAAUUUUAAGUAAAA